AUGGCUGUUAUCGAGAAGGAUAAUCUGGGUGAUACUAAGCACGAGUAUGUUGAAGAUCUAGAGAAGACCAACACUACAUGGGACGAUAGACCCACUCUCGACCCUGAGCUGGACAAACGCAUCACACGCAAAUUCGACAGGCAUGUCGUGCCAUGGCUCUUCGGCUUGUGGCUAUUGGCAUUUAUCGACCGCAGUAACGUAGGAAACGCUAAGAUAUCAGGACUUUCGCAAGAGCUCAAACUAGACGGGGACAAGUUUAACAUUGCGCUCGCCGUCUUCUAUAUCCCAUACAUCUUGGUUGAUGUGCCGUCCAAUUUAGUCCUCAAGUACUUCAGAGCUGGCUACUACUUGCCAUCUCUCAUCAUUGGGUGGGGACUUGUUGGAAUGUGCAUGGGCUUUGUGAAGAGCUACACGGACCUCAUUGUCACUCGCUUCUUCCUUGGGCUUAUGGAAGGCGGUCUACUGGGUGGUAUGAUCAUUUAUUUGGCAAUGUUCUUCAGACGUCACCAAUUGAUGUUCAGGAUUGGACUUUUCUAUUGUGCUGCGCCUUUAUCUGGCGCUUUCGGAGGCCUCUUAGCCACUGGUCUUGCCAAGAUCCACACCGGGGGCUACAAUGGGUGGCCCUUCAUCUUCUUCGUUGAAGGAGGCUUCACCGUUCUCUUCGGCAUUCUCACCAUCUUUUUCCUACCACACACACCUGCCGAAUCGAAGUUCUUGACCGAGGAGGAGAAGGCUGGAGCUGCUCUACGUAUGCAUCUGGAUUCGCAUGGUGCUGAUACUGCUGAUGAAGUCAAAAAUGAGAAAUUCAGCUGGCACUGGGUGAGGAUGGCCUUCCUCAAUUGGAACACCGUCUUACUCUCUUUGAAUUUCUUCGCCAUCAUCACACCUAUCUAUUCGUAUUCGCUGUUCCUGCCUACAAUCAUCAAGAGCUUGGGUUACAAGGCCGUACAUGCUCAACUUCUCACUGUACCUCCCAACGUGGGAGCCUUCUUGAGUGUACUAUUGGUUACAUGGCUGUCCGACAAGUACCGCAUGAGAGGCCCAUUCAUGUUGGCUGGCUGUGUAGUCGCCAUCGCGGGAUACAUAAUGCUCAUCUCCAACAACCACCAUACGAUCCAAUACGGAGGCACUUUCCUGGUCGCAGCAGGAGUGUUUCCUUGCAGUCCGCUGGUCAUGGGAUGGUUGGCUAACAACUUGGCACCGCAUUAUGUUCGUGCAACAGGAACUGGUGCUCAGAUCAUGAUCGCCAAUUGCGCUGCCUUCAUCGCGACAUUCACUUAUCUUGCCGCAGAUGCUCCUCGAUAUAUCACAGGUCAUGCUAUCAAUAUUGGUAUGUUGUGCAUGGCGCUGACAAUUACGUCCUGGAUGUUGGUCUACUGCAGCUGGGAGAACAAGAAGAGGGCUAAGGGAGGCCGUGAUUACAGAUUGGCUGAGGGAGACGAGUCAAUGCUUGGCUAUAAGCACCCAUCCUUCCGCUACACUUUGUAG
Molecule: messenger RNA, 1488 nt
Organism: Aureobasidium pullulans EXF-150
Lineage: Eukaryota; Fungi; Ascomycota; Dothideomycetes; Dothideales; Saccotheciaceae
Product: MFS general substrate transporter
Exons: 6
Coding region: 1-1488 (495 amino acids)
Biological process (GO): transmembrane transport
Cellular component (GO): membrane
Molecular function (GO): transmembrane transporter activity
Source: RefSeq, a predicted model, not a curated record